Molecule: messenger RNA, 1005 nt
Organism: Talaromyces rugulosus
Lineage: Eukaryota; Fungi; Ascomycota; Eurotiomycetes; Eurotiales; Trichocomaceae
Exons: 3
Coding region: 1-1005 (334 amino acids)
Cellular component (GO): fungal-type vacuole; plasma membrane
Source: RefSeq, a predicted model, not a curated record
AUGUCAAACAAUCAAACUUCACUUGAUCCGUCGGAUUACUGUACACUCGAUAUCUGUCCGAUUGAUUUAGCCUACAUCUACUAUGUGCCGAGUCUCGCCGGAAACGCAUUUUAUGCGGGCAUCUUUGGAUUUUUCCUCCUGUCACAGUGCAUUCUAGGCAUCCGCUUCCGUACCUGGGGCUAUCUCGCUGGCUUGUUAGGUGGCCUUGUUCUUGAGGUUAUUGGUUAUAUCGGGCGUAUCCAAUUGCAUAAUAACCCAUUCAAGUUCACCCCGUAUCUCGAAUACCUGAUAUGUCUCACAAUUGCCCCGGCCUUUUUCAGUGCCUCUAUUUAUAUCUGUCUGGGACGAAUUGUCAUCAUCUAUGGAGAACAGGUCUCGCGACUACGGCCACGAACGUACACCAUAGUUUUCGUGUCUUGCGAUCUGCUGUCUCUUAUUCUGCAAGCCGCUGGAGGAGCAAUAACGUCUAUUGCUGAUGCCGACCAACAAGAUCUUGCUCAGACCGGUGUCAAUAUCAUGAUUGCCGGGCUGGCAAGCCAGGUUGCAUCCCUUGUCCUCUUUAUGGUUCUCUGCCUUGAUUUCGCCUGGAGAGUGAAAAAGAGCCCGAUGAGUCUCAACGAUGGGACCCGGGAUUUGAGAAACCAAUUACGCUGGAAAUUAUUUCUAGGUGGACUGGCUCUUGCAACAAUCACUAUUUUCGUCCGAUCGGUAUUCCGAAUGAUAGAGCUAAACGGUGGUUUCCACAGCGCUCUGGCCAAUAAUGAAGUCGAUUUCAUGGUUCUGGAAGGUGCAAUGAUAGUAAUUGCUGUUCUUUGCUUGACUGCCCUACACCCUGGCGUGUGUUUCGAUGGCAUGUGGGACCAGACAAAGUGGUCAUUUAAGGGGACUAAGAACAAAAACGCCGACAACAACAACAACACAAUGAUGAGCCUCGCAAACCUAAACAACAAGGAUGGAAACAUGUCCCGCGACAGUCAAUUUACGCGGGAUAGUCGGUUUACUUAA